AUGGAUGCGGUGUUGAUGAAGGGGCCAUACACAUUGCGCAAUAUCCCACUGAUGCUGAAGGAGUGGAAACCGGAUUUUAACCUAAAAAGAGACAUGCUGCGAACCAUUCCUCUAUGGGUCAAGCUGCCAAAGCUUCCUCUCCACCUAUGGGGAGCAAAAAGCCUGAGUAAAAUUGGUAGUGCAUUAGGUGUCCCCCUUGUUAUUGACGAGUGUACUGCCAAUAAGCUGGAGAAUGCUAUCAAGGACUGUGAGGGACGGAGACUAAUGCAACCAGUGGAAUAUGAGUGGAAACCUCUGUACUGUGAAAGAUGCAAUAGCAUUGGAUACAAGUGUAGUGACUAUGUGAAGAAACAAUGGAAGCCUAAAGGAAAAGAUUUAGAGACUGCAGCUAGUAAUCCUAAACAGGUUAAUAUUGUAGUAGAGAAGCCAGCUAUAUCUGAGAAAGGAAGCGAAGUCAAGCAGUCAAAAGCAGGUAUUGAUGAGAAAGCUUGGACAGAGGCUAGAUCUACAAUAAAGGAUAGAGAGACUAGAGUAAAGCUAGGUAAAGCUAAAGUGAUAAGAGAUAAGCUGGGUGUACAUAAUAAUUUUGUAGACAAUUACCAAAAUCAUGCAAAUGGCCGUAUUUGGGUAUCUUGGAAUGAGAAUACUGUUGAUGUGAAAGUGGUGAAGAGCUCUGAUCAAUUUGUACACUGUGGAAUUUAUGAUACUAGAGGUAACUUCCAGUUUUGGCUCACUGCUAUCUAUGGGAUGAAUCAGCUCGAGCUCAGGAAAAGACUGUGGAAGGACAUUGCAGCUAUGAAACCUAAUGCUCCUGAACCUUGGUGUUUAAUGGGUGAUUUCAAUAACGUAUUGAAAGCUCAGGAUAGGAUCGGGGGAGAUUAG
Molecule: messenger RNA, 882 nt
Organism: Vicia villosa (hairy vetch)
Lineage: Eukaryota; Viridiplantae; Streptophyta; Magnoliopsida; Fabales; Fabaceae
Exons: 3
Coding region: 1-882 (293 amino acids)
Source: RefSeq, a predicted model, not a curated record